CUACGUCAAGACAUUUUCAAACAAUUAUUAUGUCACUGCCAAAUUUUUAUAUAAAAAAAUCCACUUCUAUUUCAGUUUUGUCUUAAAUUUGCAGAACUGCAGAACCGUAGCAUCUCGCUCAAACUAGACAGUGAUACCGACCUUCACUGGUGUUUACCAGAACCUCCAAAUCAAUUCAUUAAUAGCGGUAACCUGUUUUAUCAAUACGAACAAAAAAAUAUAAAUUGCACCAUCCAAAACUUACAUUUGCACCCGUUAGUUUAAAAUUUAUUCGUAACCGGUUCGCGAGUGCGGUGACAUGUUGCUAGUUGCUACUUUAAUCGUCGUUGUAUUUUUGUAUUUUUUUCUAACGAAAAAAGAUGCCCUAGCGAACUUCAUCGAGCCACCAGGACAUUUGAUCUUGGGCCACAUGUUGGACAUGGCAUCCAUCACACAAGUUCUACACACCCUGAAGAAAUUCUUCACCUACGGCAAAACCGUAAAAAUCAGGCUCGGUCCGAGCAUUUUCCCCAUUAGCGAAGCUCUCAUAACCGAAGAUUACAACCUCAUCGAAUUUGUUCUCAGCAGUAACAAGUUUCUCAAAAAAUCUGCCAACUAUUACUUUUUGAGAAGCUGGUUGGGAAACGGUUUGCUAGUGAGCAGCGGCAACUACUGGAAGAAGCGCAGGAAAAUUUUGACCCCAACUUUCCAUUUUGAGAUACUCAGACAAUUCGUCGACGUGUUCGAAUCAGUCGGAAACGUUCUUGUUGACAAACUGGAAAAGUACGAUGGGCUUCCGAGCGUUGAUUUACACCCAUUGGUCUCUUUAUGCACGCUGGACGUUAUUUCUGAAACUGCCAUGGGUACAAAAAUCAACGUACAAAGUGGAGAAAAUUCCCAGUACGUGCAAAGCGUGAAAGAGAUGUGCAGAAUCAUCGUAGAACGAAUUUUUUCACCCAUCAAAUUUUUUGACUUGACGUUCUUCUUGUGCAAGGACUACUACAUUCAAAGGAAAGCGCUGAAAGUUUUGCAUGGUUUUACCAUGGAUGUGAUAAAUUCCAGGCAGAAGACACCCAUUAACACGACAACGAAGAAAAUGGCUUUCUUAGACUUGCUUUUGAAGAUUUCUAGAGACGAGAAUGCUUUAAGUGUGGACGAAAUUCGAGAAGAGGUUGACACGUUCAUGUUUGAGGGACACGAUACAACAGCUUCUGGAAUUUCUUUCACGUUGUACUGUUUAGCUGAACAUUCUGAAGUCCAGGAAAAAGUCCUCGAAGAACAGAAAGCGUUAUUUGGAAACGAAAAAAAUCCAGUGGUUACUUAUUCCGAACUGCAAAGAAUGAAAUAUUUAGAAUAUGUAAUCAAAGAAGCUCUCCGUUUGUAUCCCUCAGUUCCAGUAAUCGGAAGACUGGCACGCGAAGAAACAGAGUUUGAUGGCUAUCUAAUACCCAGUUACACCAACAUCGUUAUCUCCAUUUUUCAUCUACACAGAAAUCCUAAUUAUUUUCCGGAUCCGGAGGACUUUAAACCUGAAAGAUUCGAAAGUUUUGACGGUUCUUUUCCUUAUUCUUUUGUUCCGUUUAGCGCGGGUUCUAGGAACUGCAUCGGGCAAAAAUUCGCCGUUCUGGAGAUGAAAAGUGUUAUUUCGAAAAUAAUUAGACAUUUUGAGAUAAGGCCGACUUUUCCGAAGCACGAACUGGAAUUGUCACUGGCAGCUGUUUUGAAAUCGGAAAAUGGAGUCAAAGUGGUUUUAAAAAAACGAGAUUAGUUUACUAUUUUACUGCCUACUAAAUUGUUUUUACGACAUGGAUUGUUUCAAGGUUUUGUUCUUGGAGUACUUUUCUAGCAGUCAAAAAUGACCCGUUGCUUCAAGCACAAUUCCUGCGUGAUAAUUAGCUAUGCUAAAUACAUUUUUUUAAAUGUUAAUUGAUCUUUAAUUGAUCUGUUACAAACAUUUUAAGAUUCAUUGAUUCACUCUAAUUAGUCUUAUUUUUGUUUACAAUAACAAUAACGCUAAACGUUUAAAGAUUUAAAUAAAGUUCUUGACCUCAAA
Zophobas morio is the source of this 2032-nucleotide messenger RNA. RefSeq names its product cytochrome P450 4d2-like. The transcript is spliced from 8 exons. Gene Ontology annotation, molecular function: iron ion binding; heme binding; oxidoreductase activity, acting on paired donors, with incorporation or reduction of molecular oxygen. NCBI's taxonomy places the organism in Eukaryota, Metazoa, Arthropoda, Insecta, Coleoptera, Tenebrionidae. The coding region runs from base 299 to 1747 and encodes 482 amino acids. The record is from RefSeq and is a predicted model, not a curated record.